AUGGACAAGAAACGUAAGGCUCAUCAGCCAAAAGCUUCGGACCAUAUUCAACUGCACGAGCGCUGCUUCCGGAUCCGCUUUACUGGCGAGCUGUACUCAACUUACGAGGAGUACAUAGAGCAGCUUUUGGCAUAUCAGAGCAGAAACUGGUCUUGUGGUCUGACGGGAAAGAGCAAGUUGACGUUUGAAGAAGCACAGCUGAGCGAGAGGACAGCACAGAAAAAGGUUGACGAUGCUUUCCCGGAGUUCUUCGUAGAGCCCCUCUGUCGGAUGGUUCAUAUGUCGCAAACCAGGAUGGACGACCUCAUCGAGUUUGUCUAUAAGAGACUUCAGUGCUUCAUGAACGGAGAGGAGGUCGAGUACUUGCGCGGAGAUCAGCCUCCUCUCUUCGCUCGCAUCGUCAGACCUCUGGACGUCGAGGAUGACUUCUGGACUAACAUCGAUGCGGAGGCUCCCUUGCCCACGAGAUACCUCGUGGAGCUGCUGUCAGAGGAGGGGCUGCCAGUCGCUGAUGAGAUGGAGCACGACCAUGCUGAGAGCCUGAACGGGAUGAUGGACGAACCCGGCGAGACCGAGGAGAAUGAGGCCAGGUACCUGCAGAUCGAGGCUGCUCAGCUUCGCCGAUUGAAGUCGCGGAACAUCUCGAGGAUUACUCUCAAGUCAAAACUCAGAACCGUCGGGUCCAGGCAAAGCUACUGGCAAGCUCCCUUCCUCUGCGAGCCCGAGCUCGUGUCAAGGUUCGGUCUUCGAGAAGAGCUCCCCCCCCACAUGCGGCGCCUGCAACUUCAGUAUGAGGUGCGGGUCGGCAAGCUUGACAAAGAAGCUCUCGCUGAGUUGGGCGUUGAUCCGUCCGAACUUGUGAAGAAGAAGAAGAAGAAAUCGACAGAUGUAGACAAGGAUCCUCAGAAGAUCAUGAGGCAAGUUUUGAAAACUCCAGCUCAAAAGCGCAUCUGGGAAAUCGGAAGGACUGGGAAACUCAGCACCACGUCGGAUAUGUCAGUUUUUGAUAUCGCCCAAAGCUUGUAUCAAGACUGGUUACACGGUGACGGGAGCAGGGGAAUAGAAGCUGGCCUGACAGCAGAGCAAUACUUCAACGAUAUCUACGAGAUGAUUCAGUUGGUCUUGUCUGUGUGGCCUCAAGAUGCUGAGAAAUCUUUCUUGCCGUUUCCGGUGGAAGACACUAUGCUCCCGCCCGAUCCUUCGCUGGAGGAACGGCCGCAACCCAUCACGUCACUGUUUGUUCCCGACAGCGAUCUUGUUCUUCCUUCUGAGCUGCUGGGGAAGGUUCUUCAGAUCUGGGACUUCAUUCAGCGAUACCACAAGAUUGUCAGAUUGUCUCCCUUCUCCUUGGAGGAUCUGGCAGGUGCUGUGUGCUACCCGACCGAGACUCCUUUGGCAACAGAGUUUCAUUGUGCGUUCUUGAGAUAUCUGCUGCAUCAGUCCAUGGAGGCCCAAGCGAAGGAGGAUUCAGAUAGAAGAGAGUUCAAGCGAGAGGACGAGGACUAUGACGAGAACGCGUGGUCUGAAUCGACGAUCCCCAUGCCCAAACCUUCAGCUGUCGAUGAAACUCGAUGGUCGAGUACUCUAGUAGCAUACCUGCAAGCCAGCAGAUCGACAGCCGUGGACAUUCUUCCCUCCCUUCCCAGCGAAACUCUCGAGGUGCUCGAGACUGGAGGAUUUGACGAGAUGACGAUGCAGAUGCGGGUGGACGUGAUGUGCCUGCUGUGCGACGACGCCUGCGCCACCUCGGGGAUACACCAGCAGCUGAAUCAGGCGUUUGAAGAGACGAGGGAGAUUCAGAAAGGGCUGCGAGAGGAAGAGCAGAAGAUAAAAGAGCAGAAGAAAGAAGCAAGACUGGAAAAGCAGCAGGCGAAGGAGAGGAUUCAGGCGGAGAUUCAGAUCCAGAUGGAAGCUAAGGGAGAAGGAGCUGAGAAAGAGGAGGAGACGAAAAAGUCAGGAAAGCAGAAGAAAUCUCAAGAGGAGGAUGAGAAGCAGAAACAGAAGAAGAUUGCAGCAGCAGCUAAGCAAGCUCUUGCUGAGCAGAAAGAGAAGGACGCGAAGAAACAGGAGCAGGAGCGCGAGGAGCAAGAAAAUUUGCGAAGGAAGCUCGAGAGUGAGUUGGAGAAGCACGUGGUCCGGGUGCUUCCUCUAGGGUUCGAUCGCAGCAAGCGGUCCUACUGGCUCUUCUCCUCCAAGGACUCGCGGAUCUUCGUCUACGAUCCCACUAGCUCGUCGCAGUCAAACAGCAGCGAGGAAGCGACGGACGCGAGUGUAGCAGAUGCCUCCAUCAGUGAGUUCUGGGGAUACUACGACCGCACUGAUCAAAUCGACGCGCUCCUUGCCUUCCUCAACCCACACGGGUUGAGAGAAGGAGAAUUGUAUGAAAAAUUGUCCAAUCGCUACAUGACGGUGACCAACAAUAUGCGAAAAAAACUGCAGGAGGCCAACAAGCAGGAGAUGGCGAAUGCUGCUCGACGAUCAGCAAGGAUUGCGUCUGACAGCACAGUCAAGCAGCAGUCAUUCUUGCUGUACCGCAAUCACUUGAAGGUCGACCCUUCCAGGGAGAGAUCGAAGAGGUGA
Molecule: messenger RNA, 2580 nt
Organism: Guillardia theta CCMP2712
Lineage: Eukaryota; Cryptophyceae; Pyrenomonadales; Geminigeraceae
Exons: 20
Coding region: 1-2580 (859 amino acids)
Source: RefSeq, a predicted model, not a curated record